Molecule: messenger RNA, 359 nt
Organism: Microbotryum saponariae
Lineage: Eukaryota; Fungi; Basidiomycota; Microbotryomycetes; Microbotryales; Microbotryaceae
Source: the annotation of a GenBank genome assembly
AUGUUCCUGACCGCGCGUCACAUAUAUUUGGUCGUCUUCGAAUCCGACCAAGCUUGUCUUGAAGCCGCUGCAAAGGGUCCAUUCCCUUACCACGGCAAGGAGAUGGUCACCGAGCUCCCCAGCGUCUCCCCCGUCCUGUCGACCGAGUCAACACCGCGCCUUUGCAAGCGCCGGCUCUCGCACGAGCAGCCCAAGGAGCGGUGCGAAACGACGCGACCCCGGCCUCCAACGUGAUCCGAGGCAUUAUGGAUGGUCUUGGAUCGCCUAGAAGUCUUGUGCAGACCGCGCUGCGUAAGCACUUUGGGCUGGCCGAGAGGCCCGAGACGCCGUUCAUGCUCGCGCUCAGUGGACCGCGCUAG